AUCAACCUAGCCGAGGAUAUGGAGGAAAUCAAAAAGACACUUAGUCAGUACCCUUCAAGUUUCAAUGUCCAAGAAACGAUAGCUGCUUUCUCACGUGAAGAAUUGGAAAAGAUAAGACACAAAUUAGAGAUUGAACUGGAAUCUUCUGAAAAAGAAUUCAGCACGGACAUGGAAAAGUUAAGAGUCGAAAAUUUAAUGUCUUUUCUUCAUUACCAUCUAGGAGAUCGAGAAAAGGCGACACAGUUCAACAAAAAAGUUUUAGACACAGAACCAGAGAAUAUGAUAGCUUUAUCAAAUAAAGCUUGGUUUUCUUUACGAGACCGUAAAAACAUAUUGCAGUGCAAAGAACAAUGUGACCGUCUCAAAGUAAUAAAGAGACAAAACCAAUUGGCUUGUUUAAUGGCUAGAGCUGAGGUGGCAUUUACCUAUUCAAGACUAGGAAUACGGAAUUACCAGAAGGCAUCGUCAGAGUUCGAAAAGGUUCUUCAAGAUUGCAAUACGAUUAAAACAGUGGGAAAUGGACCUAAUUCGGAAGAUAAUUCAACUCCAGUUCCAAUAGACUAUUGUUGCGUAUGGAUGUAUGGAAAAGCCCUCUGUCAACAGAGACUGUCCAAUUUGCAUAACAUGUACGACCUAGCAGAUAUUGAAAAACAGAAAAACAGUUGCAGUCUUACGCUAGAUAUAUUGUCAAAUAUAGUUGGGAUAAAAGAUUCUGAAAGCGCUUGUAUCAAAAGAUACAAAGCAAGAUCAUUUAUUGAAAUUGGUUGGAUUGCGUAUGAAGUCAGCAGAAAUAAGUACGUGUUUCCAAAAGGCAUGGAAGAGUUUAUGCCUCCAAAUUCACCACUUCUAAUGCCUCCGACAAAUUAUUUUAUGAAAGCUCUUGAGUAUUAUCAGGAUGACGUAUUUGUUCUUGAACGAAGCGGGAAGUACUUCCGAUAUAUAAAUGAACUUGAAAAAUCAAUAGAUCUUCUACUUAAAGCUAUUCAGAUUAAACCAACCUCAUUUGGUUAUCAUCACAUCGCCUUGUCGUUCAAAAGGCUACUUGAAUUUGGUGAUGGAGCAUUAGCACGAAAAUUACAAGAAAUUCCCCUGGACUGUCAACAGGGAUCAGUGCAAUCAGACAAGACGGAUGAAGACGCAACUGAAGUAUCUGAAACACACUUCGAGCAUUCAAAAGGAGAUAGUAUCGGUCUUUUUACCACUAUGUCAUCCAGCAAAUUUAAUAAUAUUGCAGCGGGCAACCCGACGACAAUACAAAUGCAAUUUCAUGAAACAAAUACCCGUAUGAGUGAUAAUAAUAACCACAAACCAAGAUCAUCGUAUAGAACAAGAAUACAUAAUAAUUAUAGGAGUACUGUAUACAAAAGCCACAAUCAAAUGUUUAAAGCUUACAGAGGACAAAAUGUUGGAAUACCAUUCUUUGAAACACCAGUUCAGCCAAAUAACAAAGAAACGCAUGUCACGCGGCAAUCAAGUGAUGCCGCUGUUGAUUAUUUGACUGGGACAUUUUCACAACUUGAUAUAAACCCUCAAAGAGGGAACGCAAUCACAUUUCCAGUUUAUGGACACUAUAACUCAAGAACUUUUCGAGAUAGAAGUCAAAGGUAUGACAGACGUCCCUAUAAUCGGUGCAGUUACAAAAGAUUUUGCAACAGAGUUACUAAUUCUCCCUGCGGUCCUUCGAGGCAGAAAAGCAAAAUAGGAAUUAAAUGCCCCAAAAAGCCAAUCAGUAUUGAUUACAAUGAACAUAAACCUGUUGUUGAUAAAGUCAUUGCGUAUCUUGAUAAAGCUUUUGAGAUGUCGUCAAAUACGGUUGCAAUAUACGAUAAGGCCAUACUUUAUAGGCAGAUUAGUCAACCUGAAAAUGCAUUAAAGGUUUUAGAUAAUUUGUUACAGGUCAAUGAUCAAUUAAUUCCAAAAAUUAUGCUGGCGAACAUUUACGAGCAGUCAGCUUUUUGUAUAAAUGAUAUGUUUCUCAUCUCUGAUGAUAUCAACAUGAAUAAAAGAAGAGACAUGGAGGAGGACAGGGACUUUUACCUAAAAUCAUCAAUUGAGAUUUCAUGUGCCCUUAUUAAUAAGAUUCCAUCCCUCCAUAAUUGCUGGAAAUCUGCUGCGACACUGAGGAAUGUCCUUUACGAUAAAUUAGAGAUAGAAAGAACGAAAGAUACUCUUAAAGAACUACGGAAUCUUUACAAAAAGCUAAAUGAUCAUUUUGAUGCAAUUAAAAUACUUAAAGAAUUGCAAACAUUAGCCGAUAACGAAGAAGAAGAAAAGGAGUUUCUAGAGGGAAUUGUCGAGCAUCAACUUUCCAUGGGGAACUAUGAGGAGGCAGUAAUCGCUCUAUGCAUGUCUAAGCAACUAAGGGAUGGGCAACCAAUUAUUAAAAAGGAUUUGUACAUCAAAGCUUAUAUCGAGGCUGGUUUGAACGCUUUCACACGAAAACACUAUCAAAAAGGAAACAUGCGUAUCCGAGAGGCGUUUAGAUUUGUGAGAGAAUCUCAACAAAUUCCCAAAAAUAGUGAAGCAUCUAAUGAAACAAACAUAGAUGCAGAGGAAAAUGAAUCAUUCGACCUUUUUAUUCUUUCAAACCUUGAUGACGACGAAAAUGGUCGAAAACUCAUGAUGCUUUUAGAUAAUUUUGGACUGAAAACAACAUUUAAUACAGAUAGUCCAGCGAUUACUCCAGGUACACCAGAAGUAACUGGAAUGACAAACAUAAUGAACAGAUCGAAUGCUUUCGUGAUUUUAAAAGACUUUGAAACAGACAAUAAGACAAUGCAACAUAUAAUUGAUAGAAUGCAAAAUAUUGUGGAAAAUAGACAACACAAAACAUUGAUUUUAGUAGUGACACUACAAGUUUCUACGGAAACACAACCAGGAUCUUUUUAUGCAACGCAGAAAACAAUUACAAUUGAUCUUAAAUCUGUAUCAGAGGACACUUUGUUUGCAGUUGUACCCGAGGGUGUCAAAAGUUUGUUAAUGGCUCUUGCGUCGGUGUAAAAAAGCUAGUACGCUGUUGAAUUGAAACUCUUUGAUCCUUGUACGGUUAUGUACAUUUUCUAUAUAUAUACAUGUUCGCUGCAAUAUGUGUUAGAUGACAUAAUAAUUGUAAUUGUUUCUUGUUAAGAAAAAUGUAAAUGAGUGAUGUCCCUUAGUCCGAACCUUUUGCCAUUUUUGUUAUCGUUCAAAAGUACAUCGAUGUUGAAAUAUCGUAGAUACGACGAAUGUUGUUUCACCUUGGCACGAUUUUGGUUGCAGAGUGAAGUUUAAACAUUGUUAUUGAUGAAAUAAAGAAUGAUAUUUUCGUCGAACAGUGGAACCGAUAGAUGUUCGGAUCAAGAAGAUGACGAAGCGAAAGGCCUUACCUUCUCCAGUUAAAACAAAGUAAGACUAGAUAUAGGACAACAUUCAAUGAAGUUCAGACUUGUUAUUGUCAAUCGAUUAAAAAAAGUAUUAGAGAAAUUUAAGAAAAUAGUUUUUGUUGUCAGAUUGAUGACGUAUUUUUUGUAAGAUUUGAGGGUCGUACUUAGCACUGAUAAAGUAACAACAUAAUUUUGGAUCGUGUUUGAUGUGUAAAAUUGUAAAGUGAUUAUAUUCACUAGGGAACAAAAAUUGCAAAAGGAGUUGUUUAAUGUUAUACAUCGGGUCAAGUGGCAUUGAUUAGAAUUUGUAUAGCAAAGUCAGAUAUACAAUAUCAUUGAUUUCUAUGGAGGGAGAAUAAAACUAUAAAGAAUGUGAAUAUAAAUUUCAAAGUCUGUUUUUUAUGAAAGUACCAUAUUUUGGCAUAAUACUUUUGGCCUUAGUGGCGAAUUACACCCGAUGCCUACAGGGAUAAUAAUGCAUUCAAAAUAUACAGACAGGUUGUCCAACAGAUGAUGCUCAUUUGAUUUAUAGACGACCAUUUUACAUGGACAAUUCCCUGUGUCAUUUGUCAUGAAUAUUUCUCUCAAGUUGGCGUCGUAUGCAAGACCUUGUGCGAUAUUUUUGAUGGCAAAGAUGGCUUCGCAAAUGGUACCGGCUAUAUUGUUUAAAUAUCAGAAGUUAAUAGUUUCGUCAGUCAAAAAGAUAUAGUGUACAUAUUGCAAGGGCAUAAUAAACCCUUUACUUAUUAUCUGCCAACAAUGUGAAAAGGUAUUCAUUUUUAUAAAAAAAAUAAGAAAUACAUGACUGGGAAACAGUAAAAUAGCAUAGAAAUAUCAUUCAAACGUGAAAUAGACUGAUUUCUAUAUGAUAAUUACUGUUUUAUUUUUGAUACAUGUGUGUGACAUUGUACAACAGUUGAAAUAGAUGUGGAUGUUAGAAAAUUUAUGAAAAAAAAUCAUGUAAUAAGCAUAAUUUGAAUGUAAUCGGUUUUUUUUGUAUAAAAAGCGAUUUUAAAAUUGAAGGUUGUAAAGUAUAUUUUAUUUGCUUUUUUGGGUGGACGAAAUGGAAAUUUAAGAUAUUUGAAUAUGGAAUGAAAUAUAUUUGAAUGAAUGAGUAUUAAAUUUUGAAAAGGGCUUUAACAUUCCAAAGAGGGGAGUUUGUUGUUGAGAAAUGUAUGUUAGAUGUCUACUACAUUUGUAUUUAUUACAGGGACUCUAAUAAGGUUUUUCGAAAUUAAUGAUUCAUAUGACGUAGGACUAGACAAUUUACUUAUGUGUAAAAAUUAUCUUUUGCUCACUCUGUUUUUCCAAAAUAAUAAUUGUAAUUGUGAAAAAUGAUCCAAAAUUGAGUGUAUUUGUAAGUCAUCUUUUGCAAAUCUUUCUUAGCUGAUCUAUGUAAGAAAUUUUCUAAGUUUCUAAGACCCUCAAUAUUAUAUCCUUCGAUAUUUUAGUAAAGUGGACAAGAGUGAUGUCCCUUGUUUAUUACUAUUUGAUGUAGGAAAAUAUAUUUGAUGUAGGAAAAUAUAUGGAUACAUCCUUUAUUUAUUCAUUGCAAACAGUCUAUGCGUAGAACUAGGUCAACACAAGUUUAAUCAAGAUUUUAGCAAAUGCAGGGCGUCAUCAUAUAAGACAAAUCAUUUUUAUACAUACUUUUGCUUUAAUCUGAACUUAAUAUUCCCUUUUCAGUAUUGUUUCAUCCUUAGUAAUUACAAAUUUUAACUGAUUGUAAAACGCAUCAUUUUGUGGAGGAAGCCAGGUUUUUCAAUUGUAUUUGGGAAGUUACCCAUGACAACUAUUUAGAAAAGUCAGACGAUUUUAAAGAUAAAUUAUUCGAUCAAUAAUAUCAAAGUUACAGUCAUGUUAUUUAUGGUUAAAUCUUUUGAUGAAUGUAAAGUUUUGAGAAACUUUAUUCAUUUUUUUCUGAUUUAGAUAUAGUUUUUCUUGAAUUACCCAAGGUUGUUCUAUAUACACUUUAUUGAGCUGUGUGUACAUUUUGUGCACAAUUUCUAGGUUGCGCUCAGAGUUUCGUCAGUCUGUAUAAGCACAGAAAAUUUAAGUUUGCAGCUGAGGAGUAUAUAAACCCCUGUUAAUUCCGCCAGAACAAGUUUCUAAGAUUUGCCCUCCGGUUUGGGUUUUGAUAGUGAACAUAUGUUUUUCAUUGUAAGCCAAUUUAAUGUUUUUUUCAUUUUUGUAUUCAUGAAUAGAUCUUUUAUCAGUCAUUUAAAAGUAAAAGUUAUCAUUUGAAUUAAGAAAUUUAUUGUUUAAACUUAGGCUGGUUGACAUAUAUAUAUUUGCAUUUUGAGUUUAAUUACAUUAAACUACUUUAGCACAGAUCAAAAUUUUAACUAUUACUGUGCUAAAAUUGUUGUUUGGACUUUGUCAUAUGUGUUUUGCUAGUAUUUUGGUAGUUUUGAUUUAUAAGUCAUAUAGUAAUUUAGAUAAACCCUUAAGGAAUAAAAUUUAAUUUACUAAUAUUAGUGCUUCUUUUUAUAGUUUAUGUAAAGGUAAAUGCAACUACAUCCCUUAAGCUAGAAAUUAAGAUUAGCCACAUUCGAGCCACAUUUCCCCGACUUUGUCCGGAAAUAACUUGUGCAGAUACCUAGAAUAGGAAUCAGCAAGGAAAUACUACAGCCGACCAGAGCGUAACAAUACGUUAGAUGACUACACUAUUUGUAUUUAUUUGUGGUAAAGUUGGUUUCCAACUACAACAGGUUAUAUUAUUAUUAUUACAUAAUAUUGUAUAAUUUUACUGAAGAAGUACACAUUAAAUCCUCAUAAAUGUGUUUGAAGAAAUAAAGGUUUAAACUAAGAUUUAAAGUUUAUUAUUGAAUAUGUAU
Molecule: messenger RNA, 6199 nt
Organism: Ruditapes philippinarum (Manila clam)
Lineage: Eukaryota; Metazoa; Mollusca; Bivalvia; Venerida; Veneridae
Exons: 1
Coding region: 19-3000 (993 amino acids)
Molecular function (GO): protein binding
Source: RefSeq, a predicted model, not a curated record